AUGCCGCUGGAUCGUUCCUCACUCCUCUCAGGAUACAUUAAACUCUCGGUCCUGACCUUAGCUGUUCUUGUGCUCCUGGCUCAGGCUUCCCCAGAUGGAUGGGUCAAAAGAUGUAAUUAUCGAAAAGGAAGAUGCAGGCAAUCUUGCAAAGAAUAUGAGAGGAAGAAGGAAAGAUGUGGGGGAAAAAAAAUUUGUUGCAUCCCUGAUGUAAAGCGUGAACUCCCAUACUCUGUUGAGAAACAACAGAUGACAUACCAAGCUAAGGUAAGAACAGCCGAACGUCUGUAAAACUCCUGAUACAAGACUCUGAACAGCC
This is a messenger RNA of Mustela lutreola (European mink), 316 nucleotides long. It is a transcript of the gene DEFB115, whose product is annotated as defensin beta 115. Bases 1 to 288 code for a protein of 95 amino acids. The record is from RefSeq and is a predicted model, not a curated record. The transcript has 2 exons. Lineage: Eukaryota; Metazoa; Chordata; Mammalia; Carnivora; Mustelidae.